Nelumbo nucifera (sacred lotus) is the source of this 1802-nucleotide messenger RNA. RefSeq names its product cyanidin 3-O-glucoside 7-O-glucosyltransferase (acyl-glucose)-like. Lineage: Eukaryota; Viridiplantae; Streptophyta; Magnoliopsida; Proteales; Nelumbonaceae. Gene Ontology annotation, biological process: carbohydrate metabolic process. The record is from RefSeq and is a predicted model, not a curated record. Gene Ontology annotation, molecular function: beta-glucosidase activity.
UCUAAGCCUCUCCUACCUUCUUCCAAAGUUUAUUCUUUAUAAUUGCUUCUGUCCUCAACUUCUUUAUUGACAUCUCUCUUUCAGUCUCAGCAUAGAAAAGUAGAAAAGUAGUCAGAGUAAGAGAUGUGGAGCCUGUCCUUGCUGCUUCUGCUUCUAACUGUAGAAGUAGGAGGUUUGGGCCAAAAGAGCCCCAAAUUUAGCCGAGACGACUUCCCCUCCGACUUUGUUUUCGGUGCUGGAACUUCAGCUUAUCAGGCUGAAGGUGCAGUAGCAGAAGACGGAAGAGCUCCUUCUAUUUGGGACAUCUUCACUCACCAAGGAAAGAUGCCGGACAAAAGCACGGGAGAUGAAGCAGCUAAUGGAUACCAUAAAUACAAGGAAGAUGUCAAGAUCAUGAGUGAAAUAGGUCUUGAAGGCUAUAGGUUCUCCAUAUCUUGGUCAAGACUCCUCCCAAAUGGAAGAGGAGCAGUUAAUCCAAAAGGCCUCGAGUAUUACAACAAUCUGAUUAAUGAACUGAUUGCCCAUGGGAUUGAACCACACGCUACCCUCUUCCAUUUGGAUCUUCCCCAAAUACUAGAGGAUGAAUAUGGAGGAUGGUUGAGCCCCAAUAUUGUGGAUGACUUCACAGCCUAUGCAGAUGUUUGCUUUAGAGAAUUUGGUGACAGGGUCUCCUACUGGACCACCAUCAAUGAGCCCAAUGUCAUGGCUAUUGCAUCCUAUGACACCGGACAAUUCCCUCCCCGGCGGUGCUCGUUUCCGGGUGGUGUCUUCAACUGCUCAGCUGGAAACUCCUCUGUGGAGCCCUACACUGCAGUGCAUUACAUUUUGUUAGCCCAUGCAUCAGCUGUUGCAUUGUACCGACAAAAAUACCAAGCCAAGCAAAAUGGUUGGAUAGGCUUAAACGUGUAUGCCUUCUGGUGUAGUCCUAUGACAAACUCCCCUGCAGACGUUGUAGCGUCGCAAAGAGCCAUUGAUUUCUUCAACGGUUGGGUUGUCAAUCCUCUGGUGUUCGGAGACUACCCUGUGAUCAUGAAGAAGAGAGUUGGGACAAGGCUCCCAUCCUUCACUAAACGCCAAUCUCAACUUGUAAAAGGGUCAUCAGAUUUUAUCGGUUUGAAUCACUACUUCACAUUUUACAUUCAAGAUGACUCCAACAAAUCGACCAUAAGACCUCCAGAUUUCAAUCUAGACAUGGCUGUAAAGUUUUCAGUGAAUAAAGAUAGCACACCCUCGGGUGGGUUCUCACCAGAUUCUCCGACCUUCAACCCAGAUGGCUUGCAGGAAUUGCUUCAAUAUUUCAAGAACUAUUAUGGCAACCCUCCCGUUUAUGUUCAAGAAAAUGGUUAUGGUGCGCCAAGAAACGAGACGCUUAACGACACAGCCAGGAUAGAUUACAUGAAUGGAUUCAUGGAAAGCAURYUUAAUGCCAUAAGGAAUGGAUCAAACACCAAAGGGUACUUUGUUUGGUCGUUCUUAGAUGUGUUUGAGGUUCUUAGUGGGUAUCAGACACGUUAUGGGCUUGUUCAUGUGGACUUCCAUAACGAGUUUAGGAGACAACCCAAAUURUCAGCACAGUGGUACUCCAAUUUCCUCAAGAACAAAAGCAUCAAGACAUGGAGGAUGAGGGCCAAAUCCUAUUCAUCUGCAGAGUAGUUCAUCAUUUUUCUCGGCGUAUGGUUCAUGUAACUAAGAGUCCAAGAAUAGGGCAUCAUCUGAAACCACGUCAUACAGUUUGUUAAUUAAUAUGGAAAGAAGUUAAUAAACUAUUUUCAGGGAAUUAUCUCUGAAACCUCCUUUACUAA